Molecule: messenger RNA, 4968 nt
Organism: Sphaerodactylus townsendi
Lineage: Eukaryota; Metazoa; Chordata; Lepidosauria; Squamata; Sphaerodactylidae
Gene: SLA2
Product: Src like adaptor 2
Exons: 6
Coding region: 2613-3311 (232 amino acids)
Molecular function (GO): protein binding
Source: RefSeq, a predicted model, not a curated record
UGUUUUGCCCAGAUAACUCUCAUAUCUGCUUGCUGCUCAUUGGGAAGAUGCAAGUGUAUGCACUUGCUAAUUCACUGAUGUGCAAACAUCCUGUGUGAAAUGGUAUCUGUUUCAGGAAGGAUGUGCUCAUGGAUCCAUUUCUGCAUCUUAUUCCAGGAUCCAUAAAUUCAAUAAAAACCUAAGAGAAUCUGAACAGUAAAAAAGGAGAAACGAUUGGAAGACAGCAGCAUAUACUAUUUCUUUAACAUAUGUAGUCUGUGUUCAUUUUAAAAGUGUAGGGUUGCAUGUAUUCAUAGUAAGAAAAAUAUAUAGGCAAGCCAUCUGCACUGGUCUCCAGAAUUUAUGUAGAAUUCAGUUUUGGCUACACCAAAAUACAACUCAGUAUAGUGCAGAGACACCAAGUCACAAGCGAAGAAGAAAUGCUAUACUGUUGGCUGCAUAAAAAGAAUUGUAUCCUUACUAAAUAUAUAAACAUGUGCAAUAAUUUAAUACAGAGCAGCAAACAACCAGAUUGUAAAAACUGCAAUUUAAUACAAAGCAGCAAACAACCAGAUUGUAAAAACUGCACCCUAUCUAGGAACAUCAAAAAGGAUACUCAUCCAUUGCAAUUCUUGCCAUGGGAACUUAAAACCCUGACCUCUUGUCAAACAAAAAGUUGCUUUUAUUUAUAUGAGGAUUUCUGAAUACAGAUCAUAUAUUAAACAUUAAACAUACAUUGAAGCUCAACUGGUCCAACAUUUUGAUUCCCAGCACACUGAAAGAUAUUUUAAAUUCUGUGUCCUGUAUAAAUAUAGAUCAUAGACAUCAAGAACCACUUAUUACAAAUGGAAAUGGAAUUAAUAUGUUUCAAACAUUUGAGUCCCUUGGGUUAAAUCAGGCAAUAGAUUUCUCAAGCUUGUUAUGAUUUAAAAACAAAUAGCAGUGUUUUUUUAAAUCACUUCUUUUUAUGUAGCCAAUAGUAUAGCGUUUCUUGUUUGCAUUCAGUCUGGGGGAAAGCUAAGCCUUUGUACCUGAACUGCCCAAGCAACAAGACCUGUUCUGGCCAAUUUGUGCCUGAAAGAGCUGAAGGCUAUGUUACAGCAGCAUGUUUGAAGUAGGCAAUUGGACUCCUGUUUUCUGCACAGAGGAAAAAAACUACAACCACCUUUCCAUUUGCAUCACAGGAAAUGAGAGCAGAUUGUGGUUUUUCAGCAGUUAGUGGCACUUCUGUAGCUAUAAACUAUCAAGCUAAUCUUUAUAUCAGGGGAGGGUCCUGUUACUUGGAUUUUAAGAAUUGCACAAGUACAGCCCAGGGCAACCUGUUGCCUGUAAAAUCUUGAAGCAAGGGCUGAACACUGUUUAAGAAGAGUCAGGAGUUAUACUUUCAGCGUGCCUUGUCAAAGGAAUAGGGCUGGACUUGUGCUGAAUGUGAACUAAGGUCUUGCAUACAAUGGUUGCAACCUAAAGACCUGAAAUUAGACUCUGUGCUGCCAUAAGAUUCUGCUGGCAUCUCCAUCUCACGACAGGUAAGUGAUUCCCACUCUUGGGCUUACAGUACAGAAUAUUAUUUAAAUAAUAAACAGGAUCAUUACAGCUGCACACUAGUCUGGAAAUGCAAGGAUGGCAGCCGCUUGCACAACAUCUUGGCUUAGUAGCACUUGAAAGACCAUGGUUGCUAUUCUAUAGAUGUCUCACCUAAAAUAUGCCCAUGAGUGCUUCUGUGGCCAUGAUGUUCUUAAUACUGGCAAUGCAUUAAAUGGAGUUCAGGACAUUUGAUGCAAUGCCUUACAGAGAGUUCAUUGUAUACAUUCAAAGGACAAGAAGGAUAGGAAACAUUUUGUCAAUAAAUCAAGGUUGAGUUAGGGAAUGGUUUGCUAAGGGAAUCUCAAGGGACAUCCAGACAAGAGGGAACUUAGUUAAUGCAUGAAAAACACGCACUGCUCCAGAUACUAGAAACAUGACAGAUUAGUGUGGUAAAGAAAAGCAACUGUCAAGCUGGUCCAUUGACAGCAAACAGCCUUUCCUUAGUUAAUCUCACGUUUAUUCUAGGGGAAAGGACACAAAUUGAUAUUCUACUCUGCUCAUUAGUAGCAAAGAGGGGAUCCUUCAGCAUAUGCAAACACCCACCCACCCCCAAUCAAUGAGCAAACAUCAUCUUCUAAACACUCAAUACCAUGAUUUGGUCUUCCAAGUCACAGAGCAUGAACCAAACCUCUAUCACUCCGUGCUUUAGGAAGGGACAUUGUGAUUGGCAUGCAGUAAGUUCUUGGUUCAGUUCUUCACAUCCCCAAUUAAAGCUUCCUUGGCAGCAGAAGGCCAGAUAGCUCUCUACACAUUCCUGUGGGAUUAAUUAUCUUUCACUGGACUAGUGGCUUCAUGAUUUCCUGUUUUUGUGCUUUCUAAGGUUAGCUACUUCCUGCAUCCAUUACUGCCUGUCUUCAGGUAGAACAAACAUUUAUUGAUCUUAACUCAGAUAAAAACAUAUAUUCUUCCCACUUAGCAGUACCAGGUGACAGCUUGGCUCAGUUUGUAGUGUUCUGUUCCACAUAAUUUUCUACCUGCUUUUUUUAAAAGGCCUCGCUCUGCACUGUACUAGUACACUGCCGUUGCUUAAACACACCAGUUGGCUGAGGAUGAUAAUGGGAAGCUUGUUCAGCAGGAGGAAACCAGUCCCACAAAACCACCAACCCACUGGCUGUGGUCCAAGACAUACAGCAAUUGCAAUAUGUAACUUCCCUCCUGGCCCAGCAGAGCAGAUACUACAGAUGGGGGAACAACUGCAUCUGCUGUCCCAGUGGCUCUAUGAUGGCAUCAGCAGGGAAAAAGCCGAGGAGCUAUUGAUGAUGCCUUCCAACCGUGACGGCUCCUUCCUGAUAAGGAAAAGUCAAAUGAGGAAAGGGUGCUAUGCCUUGUCUGUCAGACAUGCACAGCAUGGAGGCUGGGAUUCUGUGAAACACUACCGUAUUAACUGCCUGGAAAACAACUGGAUUUACAUCACUUGCCAUCUCACUUUUCCCCACUUGCAGGAUUUGGUGGACUAUUAUUCUGAUAGUCAGGAUGGCUUAUGUUGCCGCCUGCAGGAACCAUGCUUCAUCCAAGGCUCUGACUCAGGCUUGCUACCCAGCCUUUCAAAACCAGUGACAGUGAAACAGUCAAACCUCAACUGGCAGGAGAUCAACAGUUCAGAGCUGCUGUCAGAGAACCUACUGCCAGAGGACUCUCCAAUCAGUCUGGGACUGCGGGACGCCAUCAAUUCUUACGUGUUAGUGACUGAAGACUUGCCCUUAGAGACCAGAUCUACCAGAAAGGGGAAGAAAUGCAAAGACAUUUGAUCACCUUUGGGAACCACUUGUUUCAUGGAACUUGAAUACAGAAGAUCCACCAUCAUUUAUAACACUUUAUUAAAUGCAGGAGAACCAGAAUUUGAGCUAACUUCCAGAAAGAUGCUCUUUAGCCCAAAAUACUGCAUUUAUUUUUUUCCCACUUAAUACCAAAAUAACUUUAAAAAAUUAUGAUUCGCAAGAGACCUCUCGUGUUUUUGAUUCGGAGGGUGUCUUGAGAGCUGUGUUACCAAAACACCCAGCAGAUAUCUAAUCUUGGUGAACAAGAAUCACACAAAAGUAUUCAUUUAAAAUGCAGGAAUAGCAAAGCAAUGGAACAUUUGAUAAAUCUAAUUCCUAUCUCCUUGCAUACACUAUUGCUUCUUUGACUACUGAGAGCCCUGUCCCACUGUACCAACUUGCACACAGUAUUCACUCUUGGAGGGAUGUUUAGAAUUGUCCAAGUGGCAACAGGUUCAAGGGUGGAUUCCUAGCUUAGCCCACUGCAUAACCUGUGCCUUAAAGUCCAUGGAUUUGCAGUUUAGAGGCAGCUUGCAAGUGGUUUAGAGGCUGCUAUUUACUUUUCAGCUGCUUCUAGAGAAAGUCAGUGUUAUCAGGAUCACUCUAUUAGAGAGGUCUGUAAAUGAGUAAUUUAUAUCCUCCAUUCUUUUGAAGGAAAGUGAGGGUACCUUACAUAGGGCUUAGCCCAUUUUACCUUCCAAAUUGCCUUUGAAAGGGUAGUAAUCUGAGAUGUAAACUAAAUGGCCUUGGGCAAAUAACUGCUUCAGGGGUUAAUGGGGAUUUUCGGCUCCAAGUCAACAUAGAAUACCUGCUCUAUCUGAUCCCGGCUGUUUGGUAUGUAUCUCACCCUGUGACUUCUGGCCAAGAAAAAGGAAGGUAUACUGUCCAAGUUUAAAAACCAAGGUAUUUUAUGGUUCAUUUCAAAGCAAGAGCUACUACAUAAGAUCAUUUGUAAAAUGUAAUUCCAAGGGUGUAAUUUAUGUUAUAAAAUGUCUCUGUGGCUCAAUCUACAUAGGGGUGACCACAAGAUCAAUCAAAACACGUGUAAGUGACUAUGCAGGCUGUGUCCACAUUUUGUGGCCUUGAACCAAGAAAAAGGAAGGAACAAGACUCAAAGACCCACUGUCCCUGCACUGACAGUCAUUGUCAACUACAUUACAAAACAACUGAGGGACUAAGCUUAACAGCUUAAGAUCAUACACUCUUGCAUGACCAAUCUGAACAUUAACGUCAAACAAGUAUAUUGUCUUUAACCCUACUAGACAUGGAAACUUUCCUAUUCCUCAAGUAUUGCACUGAAGGAAAAGAGUUAGUUUCAUCAGAAACAUUUGCAGGAAUGAACAGGUUUCUUCCCUGAGGACAAGGAGCAUUAUGAACAAAAUGCAGAAAGCGGAAGGAAAGUAAAACUGGCUCUUAUGCUGCAACAAGCCACCACCAGGAAAAUAAAGCAGUUUUACUAUAUUUCUUUUUUUCACUGCAGGCCACUGUACCGAACUGCAUUUGCUGAUGAGUACUUAUCUAUUAGAGGCUUCUGAGGACAAGAGAAUGGAAGACCCAGUUGCCAGGCAUACAGUAACCUCUCUAACUACAGUUACAGGGAAAGUCAUGUCAUAGAAUCAUAGGCCUUUUCUGCACUGGUAAAACAUUG